AUGACGCCUGCAACUUUUGAUUUUUUGAAAAACGGAAUUCAAGUUUCAUCCGUGAUUUUAUCAGCGCUUAUCAAUACCACUCUAAUUGUGUUAAUCGUCACAAAAUCCGCAAAGAAAAUGGGCAAUUAUCGCCAUUUGAUGGUUUAUUUUUGUUGCUGCUCCAUUCUUUUUUCAACGAUGGAUAUUAUUGUCCGACCGAUUAUUCAUACUCAUCGAAGUGCAUUUUUUAUGAUUAUGGAUUUGAGAAAUCGAGAUAUUCCUUUGGAUAUUGCGGGGUUUAUGGUUUGCGCCAUGGCGGGCUGUUUCGGAGUCAUCAUCUACGGCAUCGCCAUUCACUUCAUCUACCGAUAUUUCGCCGUUGAACGACAAGGACGAAUCAAGUAUUUCGACAAAAAAUUUCUACCAUUUUGGUUUUUAAUUCCGCUAUUAGGAGGUGUUAGUUGGACCUUAGUGUCCUGGUUUCUGUUCCCAAUGACCACAGUAACGUCAGCGUAUAUUGGCCCUGACCUCGCAGAGGCUUUCGAUUUGGAUAUCAAUCGGUCCGCCUACGCAGCCGCUUUAUUUUUCGCGCCCGAUCCGAACGGUCAAGAAGUUUUCAGCCAAAAAUGUGGACUUGGAUUGGUUUUCUAUCUUCUUAUCAUGACGAUUCCAUUCUCUAUUUUAAUUUUUGUGGGGAUUAAAAGUAUUGGGAAAAUCAAAGAAUUCCCGUCUUCGAAUUAUGGAAAAGGACUACAAAUGCAGUUGUACAAGGCGCUGAUUGCACAGACAGUAAUCCCCGUCUUCCUCCUCUUCGCCCCAUUCGGUGUCCUAUUCAUUUGCCCGAUUUUCGAAAUCCAUUGCAAAUCGUUAGCCACAAUUCUGACAUUUGUCUAUGCUAUCUAUCCAGUUGUCGACCCUCUUCCCAUCCUAUUUUUUGUACAAAACUACCGUAAUGCGUUGACAGAAUUUUUCUACUGCUGUCGAUGCCAAAAGAAGAUGUCGUCUCGAGUGCAUAUCGCUCCAGAGGAGAUCUCAAGGGACGCGGACUCUAAUUAG
Caenorhabditis briggsae is the source of this 1035-nucleotide messenger RNA. It is a transcript of the gene Cbr-str-171, whose product is annotated as Protein CBR-STR-171. Gene Ontology annotation, biological process: olfactory behavior; G protein-coupled receptor signaling pathway. The transcript has 5 exons. NCBI's taxonomy places the organism in Eukaryota, Metazoa, Nematoda, Chromadorea, Rhabditida, Rhabditidae. The coding region runs from base 1 to 1035 and encodes 344 amino acids. The record is from RefSeq and is a predicted model, not a curated record. Gene Ontology annotation, molecular function: G protein-coupled olfactory receptor activity.